Penicillium subrubescens is the source of this 735-nucleotide messenger RNA. RefSeq names its product enoyl-CoA hydratase/isomerase family protein. Gene Ontology annotation, biological process: fatty acid beta-oxidation. Bases 1 to 735 code for a protein of 244 amino acids. Gene Ontology annotation, molecular function: delta(3)-delta(2)-enoyl-CoA isomerase activity; enoyl-CoA hydratase activity. NCBI's taxonomy places the organism in Eukaryota, Fungi, Ascomycota, Eurotiomycetes, Eurotiales, Aspergillaceae. The transcript has 4 exons. The record is from RefSeq and is a predicted model, not a curated record. Gene Ontology annotation, cellular component: peroxisome.
AUGGCUGAUAUCCCAACCUUUCGCAACCUCUCGCUCGAGAGGCAUGGAAGCGUUUUCGUUUUGACUAUGCAGAAACCCCCAGAGAAUCGAUUGAAUUCUUUGUAUUGCCAGGAGAUGAUACGCGCCUAUCGGACAGUCGAGAAACUGCUAGGACCUGACUCCGAAGGCGCUGUUAUCACUCGAGGCAAUGAUGCCAAAUUCUGGUGCACUGGUCUCGAGCUAGAUGAAGCAGACACCAAUCCAUUUGCGAAUACAGAUGGCUUUUAUCCGCUUAUACAUACUAUCCUUGAUUUCCCCUUCCCAACGAUUGCAUUACUCACUGGUCACACAUUCGGGGGUGCCUGUCCUCUUGCACUGGCGCACGACUAUCGCAUCAUGAAUUCACGCCGAGGUUUCAUUUCUAUGCCACCCGUGAACCUUGGUCUGCAUUUCGACGGAAUUGGUUCUCUUCCAAGGCUGAAAUUGCGUCCUCAAAUCGCGCGCAAGAUGCUACUCGAAGCGCACAAGUGGACCGGUAAGGAGGCUCUAGAAGAUGGGAUUGUGGACGAGAUUGCUGAACCGGAGAAAAUGCUUGAUGCUGCACUCGAGCUUGGGAAUAAGGUGGCACCUAAGGCUAGAAUGGGGGUUUAUGCUCUGUUGCGUCAAGAGCUUUGGGGUGAUGCGAUCAAGAAAUUCCAGCGGAUUAGCUAUGUGCAUAGUCGGAUGACCACUGCUCCUGCAAAGGCCAAAAUAUGA